ACACUGACUCAGUUGGAGUACUGCGAUGACCAGCAAGCAUCAUAGCCAUGCAGAGAGCGCUCACUCCACAGAAAAGAAGCCAUCCACUGCAUCCCCCAAGCUCCAUGUCCAGCGAUCGCUGUCGAAGGAGAACAUCACUAUCCACUUCUCAGCUCUUGGGAAGGAGGAAGAAGAGGAGGAAGAAGAGUUGUACAUUACCUCCGUCUCAGCUACCUCAGCCAUUCGGAAUGACUCAAACAUUGUGACAGCUUUAGAAGCAAGCGAGGAGAUGUUUGAAGGGGUAACACCAGACUCCAGACUUUCUUUAGUUUCUAGAAAACACACCGACAGUUUACCCACAGACACGCCGUCAUUGGAUGUUGCUGAGAAUAAAGGCUCAACUUCUUCCUCUUCUCCUUCUAAAUCUUCAAGCUUUCCCUCCAGCGACAAACCGUUUCUCAGUUUGGUGAAGUCUCUCUCCUCUGACAUGGAGACUUGUGAGGGGAUCCCCUCUGUUGCUGCUCCUACAGUUAGGCAUCGGCACCUAAUGAAGAACUUUGUCAAAUCUUUAUCUUCAGAUACAUCCCAGGACACAUCCUCCUCCUCCACCUCGUCCUCCACGCCCUACCGUCUUCCAGAAUCCCGCCUCAACCUGCAACUUUUCAAGCAAUUCACACAGUCCCGGUCUGGUGGCACAUCAUCAGCAAGUGAUUCAAAAACAGCCCCUUCCUCUCCGUUGACCUCACCAGACAAUCGCAGCUUUUUCAAAGUCUCAGAAGUGGAGGCCAGGAUUGAAGACACCAAGCGGCGUCUCUCUGAGGCCAUCUCCGAACCACUCCAGCUGCUGAGUAAGAUCAUCGAUGAGAGGAGCAGCAGUCUGUCUAGUAGCAGCCUUUACCGGCCCAAGGCCCUCUCUGCCAGUGCUACAGAGCUCUCCAACAUAAGUUCUGUCAAUGGUCACCCGGAGAGCAACAACAAUUACUGCAUCAAGGAGGAAGAAGGAGGUGACUGGGAGGCAGAGAGCCCCAACAGCCAUGCUCCUGCUGAACUGCCUGAUCCUCCCAGUGCUGACACCGAGUGCCCCAACAAACCCUCUUCACUGUCCAUGUCAUUGGACAAAUGCUCCAUGUCUGCUCUUGCCAAACAAGAGGAUGAGGACUUUUGCAUUCUUUACAACAAAGACUUUGACAUUUGCACAGAGACAGAUGGUGAGGGUGAUAGAACUCUUGAUUCUGGAAGCGGGAGCCCAACUAAAGUGCCACUAAGUGGUAGUACUGAACCAUGCAGUGAAGAUGAAUCACAAAGCAUUGAGCCGGCACCAAGUGUUCCACACUACACUCUCAUCAUCCUUACUCUUGUGGUCUAUGGGUGUUUUGUGUUACCGCUUCCCACUUACGUCGGAGGAGUUCUGCUUGGGAUCGCUCUGGGGUUCCUUUUAGCCAUUGGUGUGGUCUGGUUGACAGGACCAAAACCUUCCGACAGACGCUUUAGACAUUCCAGAUUUCAUGGGAAGUUCUGGAAUCUGAACAAGUUGGACAUUAAGGAACCAGAAAUCUAUAAGGGCUGGAUGAAUGAGAUCUCCAACUACGACCCCGAGACAUACCAUGCCACACUGACGCAGUCUGUGUUUGUCCGGUUGGAGGGCUCCAUCAUUCGUCUUUCCAAACCCAAUCACAACAUUGCACGCCGUGCAACACAUAAUGAACCAAAACCUGAUGUCACCUACAUCAGCCAGAAGAUCUAUGACCUCACAAACAGCAAAGUAUAUGUAGUGCCUCAGAGUCUGGCCAGGAAGCGUGUAUGGAACAAAAAAUACCCCAUCUGCAUAGAACUCAGCAAACAGGAUGACUUCAUGUCUAAGGCCGAGGGUGACCGGUGGGAGCCCAGUGAGAGCCCCAGCACGAGGGACAGAGGAGAGGGCGCAGGAGGAGCACAGGAUCGAAGGUCUUCAUCCAGCAGAGACCUGACCCUCUACCUGUUUGGAAGGACUGGGAGGGAGAAGGAGGAGUGGUUCCAGCGCUUUCUCUCAGCGUCCAAGCUCAAGGCCGAUUUAAAGAAAGCCACAGGCGUUGCAGUGUGCAAGAGCGCGCCCACGGUUCUGAACUCUCACAGUCGCAGCAGCAGCCGGGGCAGUUUGGAUGAACUGGCAUCUCAGCCAAAGUCAAAGGACUCCUCAGCCUCCUCAUCCACAGCAGGCAUUGCCAAAGCAAAGCCACUACUGGACUACAGUGUAUAUAUGGCCUCCAUGCUGCCAAACCAGGCAGCAGUGAGCCCUGCAGCUACCAGCCCUGCUCCUCAGAGUCCUCAGAGCAGCCCGGGGUCUGAUAAGAAGCUUCAGAGCACCACUUCAGCUCCUGUGCAGCCCUGUGUGGAGGAGGAGGAUGAUAAUGUUGCCUGGGUGAAUGCGGCUCUCGGCCGUGUCUUCUGGGACUUCCUGAGCGAGCCCCACUGGGCUGAACUGGUCUCCAACAAGAUUCAGAUGAAACUCAGCAAGAUACGGUUACCAUAUUUCAUGAAUGAGCUAACCCUGACAGAACUGGACAUGGGCUCAGCCACUCCCAGAAUUCUCCGGGCGUCCAAACCCUCCAUUGACUACCGAGGUCUGUGGUUUGACCUGGAGCUCUCCUACAGCGGCUCCUUCCUGAUGACCCUGGAAACCAAGAUGAACCUCAUCCGCCUGGGCAAGGAGGGAGAGAGUGUCCGCUUAGGAGAAUUUGGCAAAGAUGGAUACAGGCCGAGGACUUACUGCUUAGCUGAUAGUGAUGAAGAGUCCUCCAGCGCUGGAUCCUCAGAUGAGGAAGACAUGUCAGAGCUCUCAAAUGACUCUGCAGGAGCAGAGGGAUUUGUUGGAGGUCACAAACCCAGUAAAAUCAUGCGGUUCGUGGACAAGAUCACAAAGUCCAAAUACUUCCAGAAGGCCACAGAAACAGAGUUCAUCAAGAAGAAAAUGGAGGAAGUGUCUAACACACCUCUUCUUCUCACUGUGGAGCUGCAGGAACUCCAGGGAACACUAGCUGUCAACAUCCCUCCUCCACCCACUGACAGGAUUUGGUAUGGCUUCAGGACGCCCCCUCACCUAGAACUGAAGGCGCGACCUAAACUGGGCGAAAGAAAAGUCACUCUGGCUCAUGUUACCGACUGGAUAGAGAAAAAACUGGACCAGGAGUUCCAGAAAAUCUUUGUAAUGCCAAACAUGGAUGACAUAUGGCUGACUAUCAUGCAUUCUGCUAUGGACUCCCGCACAGCCGGCGGACCCUUAAUGGUCCCUGCAGUGGACCCUGAGCCUCCUCAGCCAGAGAAGGAAUGUCCCAGCCAGCUAUGAAGAUUGUUUACAGUAUUUAGUAGAGCCAAAGCCUACGGAUCAGACACUACUUUAAAAAAAAACACUUUUGUGUUAGUGAGUGGGUCUCUUAUCCACAUUAAAGGAGACCAUACUAAUAUUAAAGGACAAUGUAGAGCUGACCAAGGAAAUACUAAAAAACAAACUGUUGCUUGCUGCUCUGUUUGAGUAUUUAUCUUGCCAGAGGAAAAGCUUAUUUGGCUGUGAAGGAUUUGUACAAUCGUAAGGAGCUAUUGAAUAGGGACAGAUGAAGAAAGUCAUGUGUCUCAAUGUGGGAUGCCUGAGUUAUUAAGGGGAAUAUAUAUGUCAUUAAGUAAUGUUGUAUGGCCAUGUUAAUGUGAACGCAUUCACCAGAUACCUUACAGGCUGCAGAUGAGCAGUUUGCUGGAGUGAAGAAUGCCUCUCAAAAUACAACAAAGUGUAGAGAACGGUUCAGAGUGAAGGAUUAUUUAGUGAAGAAGAGUAACACUUUAAUUGUAGAAAUGCAUUAAAUGUUAUCAGAUUUAAAAAAUGAUUGAAAGAAGCUACUUGAUGUUAGGUUUAUAUGCUAGAAGAAACCUUGAUCCUUAAAGUGUCAUGAUGUCAACGGUAUUUGAUCAGGUGUUAACAGUUAGCAGUAUUCAUUCGAGCUGUGACCACACAUUGAACACCCACCUUAAUUUGCCAACACCCCCCUUUUUCUUUUUAUUAUACCGAUGAUAACCUUAUCCAUGUCUACAAGGAAAUAAUUGCUGAGGAGCAGACAUGUAUUGUCUAGGAAAAGUGUCAUUUUGGUAUAAAAUGUCUCCACUAAAGACAAGUACAAAAACACAAUAAGUGCAAUGAUAGAAACGCUGCAUAGGCUUUAGUAUGAUCUUCGUAUGGAUGUAAUAUAUAACUGAAUGUCUGAUGAGAAGUACGAGGCCUACAACAUGUCUAUUGAAUGUAUAUUUGGAUAGUUUUGGUUACUUGUAGUUGUAUGACAACAAUUUCCACCCAGUUACAUUCUCACUGGUAUGCAAAUUAUUAUGCAAAGUACAAGAUUUCUUUUUGUUUGUGAUUAACACUAUCUGAUCUUGCAUACCUUUUUAUAUCCAAAUGUGUCAACCAAUUGUUUUGUUUAUGGAGUUCCAUGUGGUGUAUUUUUUUGUACAUCAUUUCUACCUUCAUGGUGUUAAUGUUUUCAGCAGAUGUGACUUUAAAUGACCAACUCUAAUACAUGACAGAGCUUUAAAAACUCCAUGCUGUGUGUAAAACAAUGAGGUUGAGGUACAACUGUAUAGUAGAGCAACUUUUGCCAAGAUUGUAUAGUCUUAACUUCAGGUCCCUUUUCUAAUAAAAUAUUUUAAUCUGUGGCAACCCAAACUCCUUAAUUAGACCUCUGGUGUUGGAUCUGUCUCUGCUCAAAGGUACACACCUCUAAUUGAUGUUACAAAUGUACUACAAUGCCUUCAUUUACAUUGUUUACAGUAAUUCUUACCUUGUUUAAUUUUGUUGCUCUCUUAAGAUACUAAAGCUCUGUACCACACAAUAGAUUUGUUUCUGUAGGACUGUCUAAACCGUAAUGCCUUGGUUGCUUUUUUUUGUUUAUGAAUGACUACAUGAGAUGGGUUAUGGUUGUAUUUUUGUCUACUGCUUUGGAAUAAACAGAAUUAAAUGAGAUUUUCGAGGAUAUAUGAAGACAUGCCAUGAUUUGUCUCUGUGAAUUAAUUAUGACUUUUUACAAUUAUCAAGACAUUUUAAAGCCAAAUUCAGUGAUUAUGUGUUUUAUGCUUUAUUUAUAGAGCAAAAAUAAAACUGUCAAUGAAA
Labrus bergylta (ballan wrasse) is the source of this 5107-nucleotide messenger RNA. The record is from RefSeq and is a predicted model, not a curated record. NCBI's taxonomy places the organism in Eukaryota, Metazoa, Chordata, Actinopteri, Labriformes, Labridae.